This is a messenger RNA of Entamoeba dispar SAW760, 624 nucleotides long. RefSeq lists its product as uncharacterized. The transcript has 2 exons. The coding region runs from base 1 to 624 and encodes 207 amino acids. Gene Ontology annotation, cellular component: nucleus; U2 snRNP; U2-type spliceosomal complex. The record is from RefSeq and is a predicted model, not a curated record. Gene Ontology annotation, biological process: mRNA splicing, via spliceosome. NCBI's taxonomy places the organism in Eukaryota, Evosea, Mastigamoebida, Endamoebidae.
AUGUCAAACCCACGACCACCAAAGUCAGUGAGAAUAAAACAACAGUUUGUUGCUGUAGCAAAACUUAAAUUACUUGUUAAACAUCCAGAGUUAGUUGAAUUCCAUGACUCAAAUUCAAAAGAACCUGAACUUCUUCUUGAGUUAAAAUCAUUAAAAAACACAGUACCAAUCCCACAGCACUGGUGUCAAAAGAAAAGAUAUCUUAAUGGAAGAAAAGAACGUGAGCCAUAUCGAUUGCCAGAUUUUAUUGAAGCAACAGGUGUUAGUCAAUUAAGACAAGCAUAUCUUGAACGAGAAGAAGAGAUGAAACUAAAACAAAAAAUGAGAGAAAAGAUUCGACCAAAGAAUGUAGGAUGUAUCGAUUAUCAAAUUUUAUAUGACGCUUUUUUUAAGAACCAAAAGAAAGGUACUAUGACAGUAUUUGGUGAUAUAUAUUAUGAUGGUAAAGAUGAAAAUCAAUAUUAUGGAACACCUUUUAAGUUAUCAUCAAAACUACGAAGUGCAUUAGGAAUACUAGAUAGUGAUACUCCUCCAUGGGCAGAAGCAAUUAGAAGAUAUGGACCACCACCUUCAUAUAGAGAAAUUAUACCACUUUUAUAUCAAAAUAAAACCCAGAUACAAUAA